AUGGAGGUUGCCGGUCUAGCAUUAGGUGUGCUGGGGAUUGCAGGACUCUUCAAAUCCUGCAUUGACAACUUCGAUAUUGUUGUCAAGGCGCGAAACUGUAGCAUCGAGCUCGACCGUUUAUGUGCGCAGCUUUCGUUACAUCGUAUCCGCCUGGUAUUCUGGGGGCAGACCCUGGGAUUGACCUCGGACUCAGGCAUUGUGGCCAAUGAACUGUUGAACUGGGAAGACAUCAGGCCGGCUAUUGAGCGGGUACUUCUUCACCUUCACUACUUGCUACAACAGGCAGACCUCGUCACGGAAAGAUUCGAAUCACACAGUGACAAAGUCGGAACUCGAAACUUGUCUGACGACCAGCUGGACCAGUCACCCGGGCUCAAUAUCUUCAGAGAACCGUUCGAAUCGUUCAAAGCUCGCCUUCGAAGAAGCCAGAACGAUAAGUCAAUAUGGAUGGUAACCAGAUGGGCCAUCCAUGACCUCAAAAAGUUCAAAGCUGUUGUGAACAAUGUCGGCGAGUUAGUGAGUGGAUUGGAAGGAAUAACAAGCACUCUCGGACUAGGAGUGCUCCAACGCCAGCAGAUCCUUCUUGCAAAAGAGAUUGACUCGAUCUCGGAUACACAAAGCCUUCGCCUUUUACAACAGUUGACUUCCUCAGAUGACGCAUCACUGUCCCUAAGGCUGGUGUCAGAGACAGCGAGCAUCAAAAUGAGCCUACUGGAUGAACCUGUUGCCAACGGAACUAUCAGAUCAACCAGAACUUCCUACUACACGGCAUUCUCACAGCUGGGGUCAGCCCUGUUUGGAUACUCGGCGAUCUCUGAAGAAGAUUUGGACGGAGAGAGUUAUAUUUCUGAGUUCAACCCGCAGAUCCCAAGCUGGGGAAAGGCCACCGAGAGUGCAAAAUCGCCCCUCUUUUACCCAUUCUCCAUGCCAUCAGCAAGCUGGCCAUUCAGGGUAAAGGGAGAUGCAACUGCAGCCAAUUCGACUAACGAACCACCGGUUUUGCCGCAAAAUCAGCGGCUGAUGGCCGAGAUCAUCGAGCGUUCUACUAGCGAACUCUAUAAACCAACCUUCGAAUCGGGGGAUUCGGGCUAUGGUACAGCUUUAUGUCCAAUAAAGGCUCAGAAUGAAGAGAAUCACACGCAGCAAUCACUUCGUCUUCUGGCGCAUGCCGACAGAGGAGUGUCCGCAGCAAGAAGAGCUUUCCUUGAGCUACGAAGCUUGAGAACCGCUGCAGUUCCUUUCAUCACCGCUUCUACGUGGGCAGACAGGCUUGACAAACUCGUGGCUAGCAUUGAGGGACCACCCGACACACCCUACCAAGGUGGAGUCUUCUGGAUUUUGGUCAAGCUUCCACCGGAGCCCUGGGAGUCGCCGACCCUUCGCUUCGUUACCAAGAUAUACCAUCCCAAUAUAGAUUGCAAUGGGAACAUCUGUGCCGAUUAUGAAAGCUGGUGGAAGGACCCUGACCUGCAACCAUAUCUGUUUGGGCAUUCGGUUCAUCAUCAAAACCACAAAGGAUGGCUCUCUGGCAACAGCUGGAACAGAUACUCGCUUGGAGCUCUCUUAACCGCGAUUUGCAGCCUCUUGGCUAGCCCAAACGUCCAUGAUCCACUUGUUCCGGACAUUGCUGCAACAUACAUUCUGGACUACCCACAAUAUUGCAAAAACGCAUCAUUGUAUACUCAACGCUACGCACUCCCAAAGCGCCCUUCGGAUGACGACUUUGAAGCAAUCGACGAGGCAGCCUGCGUACCUGUGGUCAUACCGGACUCUGGUCCCACGCAGAGACAAGAAGCUGGCUUGGUGGCAUCUUCGGCGGUCAAUAUUCGGAUGGGUAGGCCACAAAGCGAAGCUGAACUAUCUGGUUGUGAUUCAUCAGAUAACAUCUUCUUGGGGCGGUCCAGAAGCUCGAUAGCCGGAUCUGUGCGUACAACAAGAUCCGGAAACAACAUCGACUCACUGGUAUCGAAAUACGAUGAUAAGUGGCUAUGGGGGGACGACGAUUCGAAUACGUUGAAUGAUGGUACAAGCAACACAGUGGCUCCGAGGAUAAUACUAUCGGAGACACCUGUCCUUAGAAAUGGCGUCAUGACCCAACUGCCAUUGGCCCUCUACAGCAGUACUGACACGGGCAAGAAUUUUGAAGCGAAGAGGACGACACACUGGGUUCGGAGAAUAUUGAUGAAGAGGAUUCCAGCGGCAAGGUGGAGGACAAAAUCGCGGUUAUUUUUGAUGUAA
Sordaria macrospora k-hell is the source of this 2238-nucleotide messenger RNA. RefSeq lists its product as uncharacterized. The record is from RefSeq and is a predicted model, not a curated record. Gene Ontology annotation, molecular function: ubiquitin conjugating enzyme activity. Gene Ontology annotation, biological process: protein polyubiquitination. Lineage: Eukaryota; Fungi; Ascomycota; Sordariomycetes; Sordariales; Sordariaceae. Gene Ontology annotation, cellular component: nucleus.